Messenger RNA from Bombyx mandarina (wild silkworm), 1411 nucleotides. RefSeq lists its product as uncharacterized. The record is from RefSeq and is a predicted model, not a curated record. Lineage: Eukaryota; Metazoa; Arthropoda; Insecta; Lepidoptera; Bombycidae.
GCUACGAAGCACACGCCUUCACUGGCUGGCUACACAGUCAAAAGAAUUGUUACGAUCGACAAUUAUCAUCAUGAAUAUUGUAAAAAAAUGAUUGUAUAUCUGUAUAUUGAUAAUGUUAAUUUCGUAUUUUUUAAUGUGACUCUCAGUGUUGUGUAAAAUGAUACGAAUAUUAAAUGUUUUCUGUUUAUUUCUCAUAGGAGCUAAAGUAUCCAGCUGCCUACGGGUUGUAGGUAUUUCUGUGCCGCCGCUGAAGCAACGUGGUGAUUCUGCGACCCUAACCUGCGAAUACGAUUUGGAGGGCGGGAAACUAUACUCAGUGAAAUGGUAUAGAGAUAAUGAAGAGUUCUACCGAUACAUGCCGAGGCUUAGACCUCCGCAACACGCACAUCAAUUGGAUGGCGUCAAAGUUGAUCUUGAAAAGUCAACAGCUCGUCGAGUCCAUCUCAGAGAAUUGACGUUGAAGUCCCGAGGGCUGUAUCGAUGUGAAGUAUCAGAGGAAGCACCGUCAUUCCACUCGGCGCAGGCAGAGAAUUUUAUGGAAAUUUAUUAUUUUCCGAGGGAGAGUCCUCGGAUCACGGGACUCGAAGGACCAUAUAACAUCAAGGAUAUGCUAGACGUUAACUGUUCAUCAGCUCGAUCGUUCCCAGCUCCGGAAUUGCAAUGGCUAAUUAACGGUCAAAAGAUUACGGACAGAUCUUCGUUAAUAGCAUAUGGCGCGAAGCCCGCCCCACAAGGUCUUCUAGUAUCUACCCUUGGUCUCCGGACGCCAGUUCAAUCACGAAUGAAAAUCAAAUGUAUCGCAACAAUCGAUACGCAUAGACGAGAGCGUACCGUUGUUAUUGAAAUAAAUUGCGGGACCCAGCACAAACUUUGCAAUCUGUCAACAUUACUACUUGUUCAAACUUUUUAUUCAAUUAGUACAAAAUAUUUGUGAUACUCUAUUAUUGUAAAUAAACACGUUUCAUAAGAAUUGUUGUUUCAUUAUUACUUUCAAUUACCAGACCCUAAACGUCACGAGAAUACCACUGCCCUCAGCUAUAGACAAAUUCUAAAUUAAACAUGAUCACAGGCUUUUCCUACUCUUUUAAUCCGAGUACGUGGGUUUAGAACACGCAUUUUUGCUAAAUACUCAAUUUAAGUUCCUUUACACUUAUACCUCAGAGUAAAGUUGAAAAUGGUAUAAAUAUAGUGUAAUUUUGAAAAACCCUUGGCCCCUAGAUGGCAGUACCGUGGACGUUAUUUCGUAUUGUUAAAAGUGCAGUUGAAAACUUAUUUAUCAUAAAUUUUCCAUCGCGUUUUUUCGUGUGAGCGUGAAAAAUAAUGUUGUUACCUAACCUUAAUUAAGUUGAUAUUUUUUAUACGCUUGGGGUACCUAAAAGCACCGUUAAUGGAUCGCGAAGAUCCGAAAUGA